This is a messenger RNA of Besnoitia besnoiti, 6663 nucleotides long. RefSeq names its product Sel1 repeat-containing protein. The transcript has 12 exons. The coding region runs from base 1 to 6663 and encodes 2220 amino acids. Gene Ontology annotation, molecular function: protein binding. The record is from RefSeq and is a predicted model, not a curated record. NCBI's taxonomy places the organism in Eukaryota, Apicomplexa, Conoidasida, Eucoccidiorida, Sarcocystidae.
AUGGAGGGUCUGCAGUCUCGUGCGGUGCCUGUGGCGGCGCCGGCGGGAUUCAGGAGGCCGGACGCCACGCGAACAGCUCCCCUGUCUUUGUCUCUCGGCUCCUACACGCGAGUGACGCCUGAUCCUUCGUUCCGGUCUGCUUGUACAGAUUGUCAUGGGUGUCACUCGCGGCUCCUGGCUGCGGCCUCUCGCGGAAGGCCCUCGAAUGUGUCUCGGGGGCUCGCUCUUCCCCGGCGUAGUGUCGCGAGGCUCCCUCCUAAGGAAGCCGGAGACGAGACCGCAAAUUCUGACAGUCCGACGUCAGCAGCAGCUGUUCGCGCCUCGCCUGGUGGUUUUUGCGUUUCUCGGCGUGCCCCCUUCGUUCAUAAGCGAACGCGUUUUGGGCUACCGGGUGAACCACGGAUCCAGUUACAGGUUGAAGGCAUUCGCGCGUCAUCACAUGUGCUCGAGCCGACGCCGAGCGCCCCGUCCUUCUUCAGCAUGUCUCACGCCUGCACUCGUCACGCCUUUCUUGUCUGCUCACCUCCUCUCGCGUUGUCAAAUUCCCGCAAAAGAUGUUCCCUCGCCGCACUGCUCUUGGCUCUCCUGUGUUUGCGUCUCCUCAGUUGUGUCCGGCUCACGCCCUCGCUCUCGGGGCACCCCAGAGGGUCUUCGAUCCCUCGCACCUCUUUCUCUGCUGCUGGGCGCGCUGCUUGCUCGACGGGCAGCUUGUCUCUCGCAUCUCCGCAUGCGCCUGCCUGUGCCGCGUCGAGCGGCCUCCUGCUGCUCGCGUCUGCGCAGGAUGUUCCCGACUACGGCGACGAAGGCGAGUGGGUCGACGACGAGUCGUUCGAAGAAGAGGACGCCGAGGAGUUCAGCGACGAGGAUCCCGACGACGAUGACCUCAAUGCAGCCACGCAUCGCGUCUAUCACCUCGAGGACCGGUACUACCGCGCGAUUCCGCUCGCCGAUGCACGCCAGCUGCUGGCGGGGCUGCGCGCGCACUCCUGGGAGCCGCCGCUGUCCGCUGCAGACUGGGCGGAGAUUGAGGACGAGAUCGGCACGCAACUCGAGCUCAUCGACCGCCGCAUGUUUCCGCAGACGUUCUUCGAGAGCGUCACCGAGAGCGAGGCCUUCGAACCGGGCGCGCUGCUCACGAAUCUGGGCGGCAACGAAAUGACGGAAGAGGCCGCUCGCGCCCUCGAAAUUGAAAAGACAGCAGAGGUGCUUCGAGCAGUUAUCGGGCGUCGUCUGAGCAAAGGUCCUGCUGCGGUCGGUUCCUCCAGCUCGAAAUCUGAGUCGUCUGCUGCGCCUGCCGACGCGUCUUCCCCGAAAGCCUCGCGGAGCGAAGAGACAGAGAAAGCAAAGCAGUCAUCCCAGACUCCUGCCUCCGCCCCCGCGCUGUCUUCAGCUGCUUCCCUCCCCAAGAAGCGUCCUUCUCCAUCUGGUGGACGGGCUUCCUCAGGUGCGGCGCCGAACGCCGCGCCCGAAGGCGCCGCACGUCGCGCGGCUUCACCAGAGAAAAUCCCUCGAACUGAAGUCGCAGCCAAAACUCCUUCGGGCGCACGGGCAGCCGCCGCCCCGGGGCAGCCUGCGAAGGCGUCGAAUGCGGCGGCAGCGGCACCAGAAGGGGCGCUAGGGGGCAGCGGCAAUCGCACAGACGCAGCACGCGCCUCACAGGCCUCGCCCGGCGCUGCGUCUUCGUCGGGGGGCGGAGGGGAGGCUUCUAGCCAGACUUCGGCGCAGACCGGCGCAGCUAGCGGGGCGUCCUCGCCUGCGGCAGCGAGCGCGGAGAAGCAGGGGGAGGCUGCGCCGAAGGGGGUGUCGCAGAAGGGCGUCGAGCUGGGCGCGGACGCGGCGCUCAAUCUCGGCGGCAUCUCCUUCAGGCCCUCAGACUACAUUGACUUGAUCUUACGCGCUGCGAAGCCUGCGAAAUUCAGAGACGAUAGUCUCUCGCGCUCUCGGGGGAGGGGAAAACGCACGCGGGUCGCGGGGGGCACGGCGUCAGCCAAGCCCGAGGCGCCCCUGGGGUCUGCCGAGACACGCGGAACUGGAAAGGGCUCGUCUCCGGCGUCUGCGGGAGACUCCCAGCCGCGCAUGGUUCGCGACUUCGGCGAGCUUUACCUGCUGCUCCGCGGCCUGAUGACCUACUCCCGCGACGACCUGCAGCCGGUGGAUCUGUUGCCGCCUCCCGCCGCCGAUCUCUUCUCUCCGCACCCACGCGAGACUGGGAGCGCAGCGAGCAGUUCGGCGAGCGGCACUCCGCAUUCGGGAGGAGACGGGCCAGAGGGCGCGCAGGAACAGGAGAGAGAGAUCUCGCCGAACGCCCUUCUGCUGGCGCUCCGACAGCAGCUGGACGGGCUCUCGCUCGAGGCGGUGCGCAAGCUGAGGGCUGAGGCCAAAGGCGCCUGCGCGUUUUUGUCGUUUUUCGGAAUUCCAGAUGCAGAAGGAAAGCUGCAGUUGCCUGGAGGAUGGCCGCGAGACAUCGCUCUGGCGAUGCGCUGCGUCGUCGAGGGAAACCGCAGCCGGCAGCUCUGCGGCACCUGCUUCCUCAUCGACGGCCUCGCCACAGCUCUGGGCUUUCCGCCGCUGCUCACGGGCUCGGACGCGUGGGCCGUCGCACAGGAGCCGUCGGUGAAGAGUCUCUUCGUGCUGCAUCGCCUGCCGGAGACUUACGCGCCUCCAGACCUCCGCGCGGAGUCGCCGACGCAUUCGCCGAACUGGAACGCGCGCCCGCCGCCCCGUGCUGGCGAGACUCCCAGCGACGCGACAGCUGCGCAGCUGCGACUCGCCGGGCUCCGCGCGCUGCGAAGCAACUUCGAUGCGCCGCUGAUUAAGUACGAGAUGGCAGGCCAGAUGGGCGACACGCUUGGAAAGCUCGCCGCGGCGUACUACUUGCGAACGGGUCUGGGGGUACCUGACUACAGGUACACGCAGAAACAGGGAAUCGAUCAGCCGCAGGUGCCUGAGGAACUGUUUGCCUUUGCGCGAGGAGGCCGGGUUCGGAUGGCCCAGGUCUCCAUCGAGCGACUGCCGACGAGUGCGUCCGGAGGAUGCUUCGCCGCUUUGAAGCACGUGCUCAGCGUCGGGAGCGAAGCGACUGAGCAGCUUUCGUUCUCAGUCACCCCGCGCUAUUUGGUGCGGGGUGGUCUAGUCCCCUCGGCCUACCAGUACGUCCCGAAGAGCUCCGAGUCUCUGCCGCUGUCGAAAAUCGACAUCGCGAGCGCCGACGAGGACGCCGGCGCAGCUGCGGAGACGACAACCGCGAGCGAAGAAUACGCACACCUCGUUCAGAGUCUGGCUGAAGACGGCAGCCCCGCCGGCCUUGCUGCGCUUGGCGAUCUCUUCUUCCACGGACACGAGGCGGGAGGCAUCCGCAGAGACGUCGACCGCGCAGCAGAGCUCUGGCGAUCGGCCGCGGCGAUGGGCGACGCGAACGCCGCGAUGGCGUUGGCGUUCCUCCUCUUAGGCGACGUAAACGAGACAGCGCGCAAGGCGCGGGAGGAGGCCGAGAAGGAAAAGCGAAAUCAGCAAGUCUCUGCGUCUGGAUCGGCCAGUCCCUCGCCCGCUGCCGCCGUUGCCGACAACGGCGCUCCCACAGAGCACGCAGAUGCUCCCCCGAGCGCCACUUCGUCGCAGGCGACCAGGGCUGACGGUGAGGCGGGUCGAGGGGGGCUUUUUUCGGUUUUUUCGUGGUCUUUUUGGGGGUAUGGAGGACUGGAGGAGGGCGCAGGGCCGCUCUUGGGCUCGCCCGACGCGGCCGGAAACGCACAGGGCGAGUUCGGCGGCGCUCCAGGGGACAGUCUCCAGGGGACCGGCGGCAGCGCGUUUGGAGACUUUUUCCGCCGAUUCGGCUUCUGGGCGAGCGAGGAGGAACCCAGGCAAGCGAGGACGCACAGCGCCAAGGCGCCGAAGGAAGAAGUUGCGGAAAGCGCGAGUGCGGAGAAGACGCCCAGCGGAAGGCCGAGGCAUCCCGCUGAGCCCUAUCUGAAGCAGGUGAUCACGGACGGAGACGGCGCAGCUCCCCAUCUGGCGCGAUAUCUCGCUUACCGGCUCGGCGUCGAGGGAUUCACAAACAGCACCUUAGCGGGGCAGAGUCUGCAGCAGGCCGCGGAUCUCGGCGACAGCAACGCACAGAUGCUGUUGGCUAACGCGCACAUGAGCGGUGUCAGGCCGUCGUCGAUCUCCGCGCAUCCGUCCUCUUUUUUUCCGAACGGCACAGACGUGUCUGUCGCGCUCACCUACUACACGAAGGCCGCGGAGCAGGGCCGUCUCGAGGCGAUUUUCAACGUCGGGAUCCUGACCAUUCACGGCGCAGGAGAGCGAUUGCCUGUCUCCGCCUCGGCCGCCGCCGCGGGGUUCUCGGAGACACACAGCGCCGCUUCGCCGUCCUCCAGCACGUCCGUGAAUCCGCCUGAUUCGGCCUCUGCUUCGAGUUCAAACACGUCGACUGCGGCGGCUCCCGCGCUCUCGUCGGUCGGGGCGGCUCCGCGAUCGUUGCGGCAGCGGUGCGUCGACGCUUUUGGCCUGCUACAGAAGGUGGCGUUCAGUCACCCAGCGGUGGGAGCGCUGCACGCACUCGCCUCACACGCGUUCGCGAAGGGCGACGAGACGGGCGCGCUGCUAGCCAGCGUCCUGCUCUCUGAGAUCGGGCACUUGGCGGGACAUGUCAACGCGGCGGGCCUCUGGCCUCGGGUGACGCGGCGCCGCGCCGAGCUCGUCGCGAGGCUCCAGGCCGCGCUGGGACUUCGGCAGGGCGAGGGCGGAGCGGAGGGCGGGGGCAAGGGUCCGGGGGGAGAGAGCUCUGGUGGUGGAAGCGCGGAGAAAGCCAGCCAGGCGUGCACACGCGUGGCUUCGGAGGCGGUGCCGGCGCGCGGUUUUCUUCUUCCGCAGCACGUGUAUCACGAUGCGCCGGAAGAAAGCGUCUUCCACACGCUACGGGACGGGGUGGCUGUCGCCUCGCCCGCCUCUGCGUUCUUUCCGGCGGAGGCCGUUCCACACCAGGCUGAACGCGGACGCCCCGCCGCCGAAGCAAAGAAUGCCGCACCCUCCAACGCGGCGGCCAACUCGUGCGAUCUGACGAUCCCCGAAAACGCACUGGAGGUGCAUCUGCACCAUCUGCGCGUCUCCGAGUUCCUCCGCUGCUGGGCUCAGCCCCCUGGGGCCCAUUGGCUCUCUGGCCUUGUGGAGCGCUUUCCCUUUCUUCGCCGGUCUCUGACCCCCCGCGACGCACUCGCAGAAGAAGAGAUUGCGGGCGAUGCCUCUCUCUUCGACCAAGAGAAAGAAGGCAGCGUCUGCGCGUUCUACUUCCUGCGAAGGGCGGCCGUCGCGGGCGACACGACAAGCAUGCUGGAGGUCUCCCGAGCGUAUCUGGACGACGCGACUGCGCUCGAAAGCGCGCUGGAGCAAGUUCGCUUCGCGUUCUCAACCACCCCCGCGGCGUCCGUGCUUCGCGCCCUGCCCGUCGAGGCGCGGAUUCAGGUCUUAGGCAAGCAGGCCAGCGGCAGCGAGCCGUCGGCGCCUGCUGCGGCGCCCUUCUCGGGCUCCAUGGAGGGCGGUGCCGGAGUCGCGACGCCGAACAAAGAGGGCCUGGGGUGGUUCCUUAUGCCGCUUUGGGUGACGAAGCUCUUCACGGACGCGGCGGAGGCCGAUCGACGCGCGGCAUUCCUCUGGCGCAGCGCAGCCAGCAAGCAGAAAGACGGGCGCGGGCUCUUGGAGCUGGGCGAGGCGCUUGAAUACGGCGAGGGCGUCAGGCGGAAUCGGUGCGAGGCUUACAAGAUCUACUGGCGUCUGGCGACCGACCCGCAGCACGCGCCAGCCAGCAGGGCGAUCGGAUGGCUGCUUCUCGCGCGAGCGACCGGGACGUGGCUUUGCCGGCGAAUUGGCGGCCUGGGUGUCCCCUUUCUCUCGGGCGCCUCGUCGCCGGUCGACCGCGGGGCCGACGCUUCGGGCUCGGGUGGCGUAUCGUCUCCUUCCUACGGGGUGCCAGGGACUGAAGAACUCACGGCGCAGCGACAGGAGGCGGGCGGCGAUCGCGAGGAAGGCGCGCCCGCGGCAGACGACGACGACCCUUCGCCGAUCGCGUGCAUUCGCGAGUUGAGAUCUUCGGAGCAGGCAGCGUCUGGCAGACAGGCGUACAUCUGGAACCGACUUCUUCUCGUGUUUUUCCUUCUGCUUCUCGCGUCGCUUCUGGGCGUCCUGACGGCGGUGCAUGCGCGGCGACUGACGUCCGGGGCAGCGCCGACUUCCGCCGCCGAUCGAGGAGACGAGGCAAGCGUCCCUUUUUUUGACCUGGCGGCUUCCCUGGGGGGCGAUCCGACCGUGUCCACGAGCCCGGUGAGUGGCGCCACGGAGAGCUUCACAGGUCCGGGUUUGUCUGAGUCAGAAAGCGGGAGUGAAGACGCCUCGACUUUGCAUCGCCGUUCGCCGCAGGCAGGCUCACUCGAGGAUGAAGGCGGCAGCUCGGACGGAAGCCCACAGAGCCACUGGACGUCGACGCGGACUGCGGAACUCGCUCACGAGGGCGAAUCGCGGAGUGCCUCCGUUGAAGAAAGCCAAGUCAAAGAUUCGGAAGGUGCAGGCGAAGUCGCGACCCGUGAAAAACCGGCAGGCGACGGCGACCGCGGAGCGGCUGAGCUCCGCCGAAGAGUCGUCAGGAGGGAAGGAGUGACCGGUAGCCAGUAG